Molecule: messenger RNA, 798 nt
Organism: Oncorhynchus mykiss (rainbow trout)
Lineage: Eukaryota; Metazoa; Chordata; Actinopteri; Salmoniformes; Salmonidae
Source: RefSeq, a predicted model, not a curated record
AUGGAGAACGUGUCCUACGUGGCCCUGAGGCAGCCCAUCGUGUUUGAGCUGGAGGGCUUUGAAGUGUCUCGGAGCCAUGGUUACCCCCUGUUUGCCCUGGUCCUGGCCAUCUACUUCCUGGUGCUGCUCGGGAACGUGGUUGUGAUGGGUGUGAUUGCAAUAGAUAAGACGCUACACAAGCCUAUGUACGUGAUGGUAUGUAACCUGGCUGCCUGUGACCUGCUGGGAGGAACGGCUGUGAUGACUCAGCUCAUGGUCAUCUUCCUGAUGGGGGAGAAGAGGAUUCCAUACAACAGUGCCUAUGCUCAGGCCAUCUGUGUUCACACCUAUGGUGCAGCUGUACAGACCAUACUGUCAGCCAUGGCCUAUGACAGGCAUGUCUACUGCAGCAACCGCUCCAUCCUGAACCUGGCCUGUGUGCCCACCCCCAUUAACGAUAUCUACGGUUUGUGCAUGACUUGGAUUCUCAGCAGCAGUUCCUUCCUCAUCAUCUUUUUCUGCUAUUCCAAGAUCCUGUCAGCCUGUCUGAUGAGGAAGAGUGACAAGGGCAGUCGUAGUAAGGCCUUACAGACCUGCGCCUCUCACCUGGUCAUCUACUUGAUCUUCGAAAUUGUCAGCCUCAUCAUUAUCCUCAGUAACCGCUUCCCCCAGGUCCCAAUGAACAUCAAGAAGUUCUGCACUAUCCUGAUCUACAUCGUUCCCCCUCUAAUUAACCCUAUCAUCUAUGGAUUUGUCACUAAAGAGUUACGCACAAGCAUUAUAAAGCUGUUGAAAACACGGGUUGCACCCAAACUGUAA